CGACGAGACCUUCUGAUAUAGCUGCUUUGUGCUAGAAAGUAACUUGUGAGCGACAACAUUUCUAAUCGGUUCCAUAAGAAUAUCAUCCCUGAUUUUGUAGGGACCCUUUUUUCGAUCUGUGUACUAGUCUAAAGUCCUUGACCUGACCUGACCUGUAUGUCCACCAACAGAUACAGCGAGUACACCAAAAUGCCAAGACUGCAGUAUAAACAGAACAUCAAGUGCGUCCGAUAGAAGAUCAUGGCACUGCCCAUGAUUAACAUCACAAGAAAUAGAACCAACAAAUAUGGACCACAGGCGGGGAAGUCGUAGGGAGCGAAGCUAUCGAACAGGGCCAGAGCAGCCACCAGGAGACCCUUGCAGCCAAAGGCCAUUAAUACCUAAUAAUAUAGUAGAGGAAUGGAAUACUUAGAGUACUUGGAUAUAUCACAUAAUAAGCUGAAAACAAUUUCCAGUAGCAUAUUUGGUAUUCGUAACAUUGCACAAAAUGUACGGAUCAUAGCUAACGAUAAUGUUUGGCACUGCGACUGUACACUAAAAAAUGAAAUGAAUACCAUUUUUGCAUCAUCAAAACACCCAAUGUAUUGUUGGUCUCCAGAGGCGUUCAAGAACUGCUCGGUAUUUGAUGAACGAUUUUGCUAUAGCAAUGAUACCGAAGAAUCGUACAAAGGUGACAGCACCACAGGAGCAACAAUUACCUCACAAAACUCCACCGUGCAGACAACGGAAAGUCCAGUGAAUAUACCAACACUACCGACACCAGCCACAGUACCUCCGAACGAAGUCGUAGCACUGGAAUGUCUUGCACAAAAUCAGACUGGUACGAAAGCACAGGAAAACAUUAGACAAAAUUUAUGGUGGCCUCAAAUAAACUUUUUCCCAAAAACACAUGGAUCACUCACUGUUCAAAUUACAGUAGAAUUGGAAGAUUUAAAUAGUUUUACAUUUGGAAUCGUUUGGUUCUCUAAGACAACUAAAGAAUACUAUAUGAUGGAGCUUUUUCCUGAUGAGUACGGUUUUGGGUGUUAUUUUAGAAUGCCACUGAAAACAAUUGUAACGAACUUAGUUCCUAACGUUGCUUAUACCUUCUGCCUGAUCGACUCGAAUCAAAAUAGCGUAUCACCAUUCAGUUGUAAAUCUGUGCACAUAAGCGGAAACAUAGAAGUUUAUUAUUUUUCUUGGAUUUCAGAACAUAUUCGCUCCAAAGGUAUAUCGUGGAUGAUCUUGGGAAUCGUGGCAUUUCUUUUUCUGGGGAUAAUAUUUAUGUUUCUAGUGCUGAAGCAAAAGCCCGAUUGGUUAAGAGGCAGCAAACGUGUAAUGAAACCAAAGAGCAGCUCUGGAAAUAUAGUCGUUUUGCCUAGAGGCAAUACUGUUCAAAACCUUGAGAGACAUGAAGCUAUAAUUUCGGGAAGUAAUCCGAACCGGCUCCUUUCCUGUAUCUCGAGAAAUAACUCUUCUGAAAGUAUUUCCAGUACUCAAAGCUAUAUGAUCGCGAACCUCUACGAAAGCGUACCAGCCUACAUGACAUUGGACGAAGUUUGUAUAUCGGUCGAGAAGGGUUCUCAUAAAUCGACCUUUGUAGAGGAUACGCAUAAAAUUCAACUUUCAAAACGACUUUCUAGUGACCCUCUACCUGCCGUACCAAGAAAGUAUAUGUAGAGGCAUCGUAAGUUCAGCAUCAUCUUACUUAUGUAUUGUGAAAUUAU
Messenger RNA from Drosophila guanche, 1706 nucleotides. RefSeq lists its product as uncharacterized. The transcript is spliced from 4 exons. Lineage: Eukaryota; Metazoa; Arthropoda; Insecta; Diptera; Drosophilidae. The coding region runs from base 400 to 1659 and encodes 419 amino acids. Gene Ontology annotation, molecular function: protein binding. The record is from RefSeq and is a predicted model, not a curated record.